This is a messenger RNA of Eucalyptus grandis, 1388 nucleotides long. RefSeq names its product OVARIAN TUMOR DOMAIN-containing deubiquitinating enzyme 7. The record is from RefSeq and is a predicted model, not a curated record. The transcript has 7 exons. Bases 939 to 1388 code for a protein of 149 amino acids. Lineage: Eukaryota; Viridiplantae; Streptophyta; Magnoliopsida; Myrtales; Myrtaceae.
CUGACAAUGAAGUCAUCAACCAUCACCUACGUGAAGUUUUGUUGGUUACUGUCUUUUCAUUCCUGCGGGAGAAACAUCCAGACUAAAUGAGGAUGUCAUUAGACUAGUCAAUUGUUAGCCUUGCCACUGGAUUUGAAGUUUCGCUGUUUAAGCAUGCAUCCUAGAAUUCGAUGACCAUUGAAGAACCCAUGAUUAUUGGUUUCCAGACUCAUUCUCCACUUAAUCAUAUAACCGAUUUCUUCCCCAAUAUGGCCCUCCUUUAUCUGAGAAGUUGUUCCCCCAUCAUUGUUUAGAUCAAAAGACCACUUAGGACGUUGUUCUCAUAAUGGUUAUAGCUUGUUCUUUUCUGUCUGGUUAUAAUUUGUUACUCUUUAGACUGAAAAAUCAACUCAUCUGAAGCGCAAUGAUAUCCACCAUGUCUCGUGAUGUCUAUUGUGGCAAAAGCAUGUGGAAGGACCAUUGAUGGUGAUGUGCAAAAGAUUUUUUCAGAGAUAUAUUGCACCUUUUAGCAGAAGGAGUUCCGAUGGGUGCAUAUAAUCCUAAUUCAAAGAAGACUUAAUAUAUCGAACUUGUUACAAAAUUGCUGGCUUUUUGAGUGUUCUAUAUGUCCUUGAUGAAUCUACACAGCACUAAUUAGUUUUGAUACAUGCUGUGCAUACAAAUAUCUGUUCGUUGACGCCAAAUGGAACAAUUUAUCUCACUCCUUACUUGAUGCAGAACAUGUCACCUCGGUGGUACAUACGCAAUUUUGAUCAGCCUGGUGCUCGUAUGAUCCAUUUAUCUUAUCAUGAUGAGGAACAUUACAACAGUGUGAGGUUGAAGGAAGACACUGGAGAUGGGCCAGCUAGGCCAAUUACAAUCAAGCAAAAGCUGGGUCAAACAAGUCUAAAUCAGGAGCUGGUAAGGAUAUUACUGAUGCUGGAUCCAUCAAGCUAGUCAUGGCUGGAAGUGGUUGUGAGAACAUUGAGAAAGUUGAGCAGACACUGCUGCAAAUGUAUGGGGAUGUUGAUGCUGCCAUAGAGUAUUUGAUAGCAGAAAAAGGUAUUGAAGAUUUUUCAGAGGAAGCUGUCCAGUCUCCCUGCAAUGCAGAUGCUUCUCAUGGUGAUGAUGCCAGUGGAAAUUCUGAGGAACAGAGAGAGGAACCUGUGGAAGAGGCCAAUGAAGAAAAUCCACCUAGCAAUAGCGCUAAACGGACUAAUGAUGAUGGCAGUGCCCAGCGAGAAGACAAGAAAAUUCCAAGAAACAAGAAUUGUCCAUGUGGUUCAAAAAAGAAAUACAAGUCCUGUUGCGGGUCAGGGACAGAGAAAGUCUCUGCAAUUUCCAAAAAAGGUAGAAAGGAAAAGAAGCAAGGCAAGAGAGGGUCUGACGCAUCUGCACAGUGGAUCUGA